Molecule: messenger RNA, 6051 nt
Organism: Anopheles bellator
Lineage: Eukaryota; Metazoa; Arthropoda; Insecta; Diptera; Culicidae
Product: zinc finger protein jing homolog
Exons: 10
Coding region: 1-6051 (2016 amino acids)
Biological process (GO): regulation of transcription by RNA polymerase II
Cellular component (GO): ESC/E(Z) complex
Source: RefSeq, a predicted model, not a curated record
AUGGCCCCGCACACGCAGACGGGCAGCAUUACGAUAAAGCAACCGUUUCCAGCGCACAAUCACCACCACCAGUGGCCAUGGAAUAGUGGAACCGGUGGCGGAGGCAGUGCUGGCGGUGGAACAACGUCAGGGGGCACCACCCCGAACGGCGUCGGAAUGGCUGGCGGUCAAGGAGAAACUCUAACGGAGCAGGAAUCCAGGAGCAGUUCCGGAGCAGCCGGAGAAGGAGGAGCAGCGCAGUCAGCUGCGGUGCCGGGAGUCAGUAGCAGCAGCAACGGCACCACUGCCGUGAGUCCCUCGAACAAGCUGAAGCGACAGCAAGCGGCGACAGGAGCGAGCGGCAAGUCGGUGGCUUCCCAGCAGACAACACUGCUGGCGACGACUACAACAGCGGCGGCGGCGGCGGCGGCGGCGGCGGGCAGCUCGUCGCCACCAACAACACCAGCCCCAACCACAAACGGUGUUCAGACGGACGGAACUGGCAAAAGCAAUAGUAGUAGCAGCAACAGUAGUAGCAAUCAUCACAAUAGCAAUAGCAGCAGCAGAAAUGGUGCCGCCGGUCAAGAAGGAUGUGCUGGCAACAGUACCGUCGGUGCGAAACGAUCGCGUCCCAAUGAACCGCCCCGGAUCGCCUGUAAGUCGGUCGGAACAAACACGGCGACCCGGAACGGCACCGGAGGCGGCCCUCCCGCAUUGGUUGCCGUCGGCAGCAAACCCGCCACCGGGUCCCCCGUUUCGGCUGUCACCAAUCAAAACAAUGGCGGAAGCGGCUCGCAGAACAAACUGACACAGCAGCUGGCCAUCGUGAGUGCGGCGGCUCCGGUAGUGUCAACCGCCGCCGCUGCAGCCGCCGAGCUGGCGGCUGCCAAAACGAAUGGCAACAAAAUUACGGGCUACUUCAAGUCACAGAUGAAGUCGACGAACGCGUUCAACACGCUCAAGCGCAGCAUCAAAACGGUCGCCGGUCGGGCAAUUACGAUCAGCAGCACCGAGCUGCUGACGACGACCACCACCACCACGACGACGGCGGAGCUGCGCACCGGGACCGGGACCACCGUCCUGCAGCAGAAAAGCAUCAUCAAGACCUCGGCCUCGUCUUCGUCCGCCAGUCCACCACCUACUGGUGGCAACAACAGUAACAACCACUCCAACAACACUACCACACCACCACCGGUGGCGGCUCCAUUUAGUGGGCCCAACCUAGACAAGUAUCUCAAGCUGUUCCAUCAACAGCAGCAGCAGCAGCAGCAGUUGUUGGUGAAGAAUUCUGCGACGGCGGCGGCUGGUAGCACCAGCACCACCACAACCGCGACCCUUGAGGCGGUGGCCGUGGCUACGCUGGCCGCCGCCGCAGCAGCCGCUACAUCGCAAGGAGCGGCAGCCGUCGCUGCAGCGUCGAAGAAGGUCGAACGCAAAACGGCCCGCAUUGCCCCGACCGUGUCGGCGACCCGCAAGAUAUGCCAUCAGGGCGGCCUCGGUGUUGGUGGGGCAGGUGGGGUGGCCGGCGGGGCGGCCGGUCAAUCGAAGAAGCCGGUUACCAUUGCGCCGCGUACGACGGCGGCGAACACUGGCGCCGAUGGGCCAAAGACGGCUCCCGUGAGCGGCUUGGCCACGGGCACGUCGUCCUCUUCGUUGCAACAGCAAACUGCCCAGCACACGUCGAAGGUAGCGGUGGAUCCGCUGUCGACUGCCAAGAUGCAACCAUCGUCAUCGCAGCAGCAGCCGCCACCAUCGACUGUACUUCUCACUGCCAUUCGGUUGCCAACGGCAACGCCGCCGGGUGGAGCCGCAGCCAAUACCACCGGAAGUCCCGUGGCAGCAGCGGCGCCCAACGUGACACCGCAGUAUAAACCGAUCGCUCCACAGCCGCCCGGGAACUCGAUGAUGUCAUCGUCGGGGGCCGUCACGAAAGGAGUGAACCCCGCAACGGCCGCCGUCUUUCAGUUUCAGCCGUCGCCUGCGUCGAUGACGACGGCGGUGGGACCUCCGCCGCCCAUCCCAGUGAGCGCGGCUGGCACGAUGGUCGCGCCGCUCCCGAACUUGGUACAGAUCUCCAAUUUGCUGCCGCUGGCAGCGGCCCAACAGCAGCAACAGCAGCAGGCGCUGAAACUGAGCACUACCAACGGUGGUGGUGGCCCUACAAUCACGUCAUCGGUGGCGGCCGCUUUUGCCGCCUCGGCAAAUGCAGCCGCCGCGGCCAACAUGCUAGUCAGUGCGAACGGAAUGGCGGCGGCGGCGGCCGCUGCUCGGGCCAACUCGACCGCGAUGGCCGGUCCUGGGGCGGGCCAGAACACUACCCCGCAGCUCAUCAUGAACGCCACCAUCAUCAAGAUCCACCAGAUACAGCAGCAACAGCAGCAAGCUGCGGCAGCCGCCGCAGCCGCCCAGGCACAACACCAAGUGAUGGCGGCCGCCUCUUCGUUGGCGCAUGGCGGACAUCAGCAGCAAAGCUUCACGAUGGAGGCGGCGGCCAUGAACAUGAACUUUAGUGGGAUGUUCGCGAAACCGACCACCACGGUCGUGCCGUACUCGGCGGCUGCAGCCUGUCCGGUCACGACGGCCGUCACGAAGGCCAUCGGCGUGGGCCACCCGUCGGCGGCCGCCAUGCAGUCGGCCGCAGCGGCCCUCUACUCACCGCAGGCAUUCGCGGCUGCCCCCCAGCAGCUGCUGAUGACACCGACCGGAGGCAUCUUCGUGAACACGGCCGCCAUCCCGACGAUGUUUACCUCGGCGCAGCUGUCGGCGGCUCUGACGCAGGCGACGGCCACCGCCACCAUUCCGGCACUGCACCCACUGCAGCCGACAGGCGGCGGAGGGGGGGCCGGAGGAGGCCACCAUCAGACGGCGAGCGGCAAUGCACAGUUACCAAAUAAUAUUACAGCUAUCAUCCAACAGAAUGUGGCCGCGGCCGCUGCCAUUCAGCAGCAGCAACACUCACUGUUGGCCAACAUUUCCCCGGCGAUGCUCAACAGCCUGCAGUCCCAGGUAGCGGCCGUCUCUGCCGGGGCAACGACGGCGGCGGCGGGUAAACUGGGCGUCGUCCAAACACUCGCAGGCAGUGCCCCGGCAGCCACCGCGCAGUUCGUACCGAUCUCGUCGGCCCUGUAUGCCGCCGCCGCAGCAGCCCAAGGGGCCACCAUUCAACCGUCGACGAUCCUAUCGUCCGGUCUCGGGACCAUCCCGUCCAGUGUUCAGGCCGCGGUGUCCUCUGCACCGCUGCAUCAUCAUCAGCAACAGCAGCAGCACCACCACCACACCAUCGUAACGAGCGUUCCGACGGUGCCCGGCCCGGGCGCCCUUUCUCCGCCGCCGCUCGUCGCCACCGUGCCCACGUUUUCGACUACCAGCAAGCCGAUCAUGAACGCGCUGAUGAACGGAGGCCAGCCGGGCUCGGGACUCGGGAAGAUGGCACAAGCGACGACGACGGCGGCGGCGGCGACGACGGCCACCAUGUUGCUUCCGAACGAACCACCGGGGCUGGUGCCGGUGCAGCCGCUACCCCAACAGCACAGCAAGCCGCUCACGGUGGCGAAGAUCGGGGGGGCCGGUGGAGUCACUGCCAAUAGCAACACCACCACCGUGAUGCCAAAGCUGGUCCGGAGCACGUCGCUUACGAUGCGAUCGGGCUUAGGCGGGACGACCCAGAAGACGGGCCGCAGUAACGGCUCCACGCAAACGACUCCGGUGGCACCGGCAUCCGGUUUGCUGCUGGGGGUUUCCGGGGUUCCGACGAUGUCGGACACACAGCACACCGGCAGCAGCAAGUCGCCACCGGCGCUCAACCCACUGACACUCGACUGUGGCAGCAGCAACGACAGCGGCAUCGUGGCCAAUUCGAGCGACAGCGAGGACAAGUCGCUCACGAUCGACCUGUGCUCGCCGGGGUCGCCAGACUCCGGGUCACCGCCUUCGGUGGUGGCCAAAAAGACGCACCACCACCAUCAUCAUCACCAUCACCACCACCGACACCACCACCGGAUGCACGGUCUCAAGGACGAUGAUUCGGAGCUGGCCGCCGGUUCUCAGUCGUCGUCGUCCCCGCUAUCAUCGUCGUCGGACGACUCGGAGGAUCAGCUUGGCGAACGGGCACCGAUCGGGACAUCGGCCAGCGUCGCACCGGCGGUCGUGCCCGUGUCUCCCUUCCCGCCGCCUCUCCGGCUGCUGUCCGACGUGGCGGUGGCUGCGGCCGAAGCCGAAGCCGCGUUCCACCAGCGGCUGCUACCACCGGUUGCUGCGGUGGUUGCGCUCCCAACGACGGCGACGACCGUUUUGUCGUUGGCCACCACCAACACCACCACCACCACGGUUGCCACUUGCCAAAAGUCGCCCAAGAGCACCGUGCUGGAGCUGAUCCGACGGAAGCAUCCGCCGCUGACGCUGAUGGACGUCGAUCAGCCGGGGCAACCGUUGUCCGUUGCGUCGUCGGCGACCAGCGACCUGCAGGAGGAGUACGGCUCGUCCCAGAGUCCGUCGGAUGGCGAUGGGCAGCAGGAUGCCAGUUCCUCCUCGCAGCAGCAACCGGGAGCAUCGUUCGCGGCGGCCCCCAGUAUCGCCACGGAUCUGUUGUCCCCGCUCGCACCGGAAGCGACGUGCGCCCGGAGUCCGAUCCUGUCGCAGCCGAAAACGAUCCGCUUCCCGGUGCCGUCCGGGACCGCACCGCACCAUCAUUUCGGGCGCAAGGGCUUCCGGCGGUCGGGUGACGGGCGGCUGUAUGGGGCCUGUUACUGGCGCGACUGUGACAGCAAGUUCGACAGCGCGUCCCAGCUGGUGGAUCACCUGGCGGCGGCCCACAUCAACACGCAGACUGGCCCGACGUACGCCUGCCUGUGGGACGGCUGCAAGGUACACAACAAGGAGUGCACCAAGUUCAACUGGCUCGAGCAGCACGUCCGGUCGCACGGCUGCACCAAGCUGCACAAGUGCAUCGUCGAGGGCUGCGGGAUGCGCUUCGCCACUCGUACAACGUUCGUGAAACACGUUCACGGGCACUUUGCCGGUGCGGACAGCAACGGUUCGGGCAAACGGUCCUCCACUGAUCCGCCGGUACCGAAGGUGCUGAGGAAGACGGGCAAAAAGCUACGCUACCGUCGCCAACCGUGGUCAGCCCGCCGCUUUGAUUUCUUCGACUCGGGCGUCAUGGAGGGUUUACAGCAUCGGCUGGUGCGUACAGGGAGCCUCGCCAGCGGCCAGCACGGUGCGAUCGUGUUCCGGGGCAGCCAGGUAGCACGCCGGCAGGCGAAGGACAAGGCGCCGGAAGUUUUGAUACGAUGGUACCCCGCUGAGAUCCUUCCCGACCAGUGGCUCCCGGAGGAGAACGUGCAGCUGGAGAAACAGGUUCACAUUCACGAGCUAACCCACGAGCAGCAGAACGAUCUGCUCGAUUACCUGAAGCACGAUCGGCUGAGUGUGCAAGCUGGCACCGGGCCGAGCAAUCCGUUUGCGGCCCUGCACGAGUUCAGCCUGAAUGGCGGCAGUGGCAGCGGCAGUGGAAGCAAUUCGAACCUCAGCAGUAGCAGCAGCAGCUGGAGCAGCAUCAGUUCGUCCACCAGCAUGCACCUCUCGUCGAGUAGCGCCCUCUUCCGGUUCACGCCGAAGCAGCAGCGUAAACCCCAGCGGCAGCUGUCUUCGGUGUCGGCCGACGGAUCAUCCUCAGCCUCGUACUCGAAUCAGGGAUCGAAACCCGGUGAUGGCGGUGCUUCCUCCUCCGAGACGUCCACGGGUUUCUCGUCCAUAUUCUCCAACUCACUCACUGCCCUCUCGUCCGGAUCGCGAUCGUUCAGCGCGGUGUCGGCCGCGGGCCUUCUGAGCAGUAACAGCAGCAGCAGUAGCACCGCCACCACCACCACAACAUGCCGUGGAGCGAUGAUGCUAUCAUCGUCGUCCUCCUCGUCAUCGUCAUCCUUCUGCUCGUCCGCAUCAGCAGUGCAGCGAUCAGCGUGUCCGAAACCUGCCACGAUCGGCAGCUUCUCUUCACCUCGAUCAACAGCGUCGUCGUCUACCGUGUCGCAACCAGCAGCGUCGUCCAGUGUGGGCACCAGCGCUUCCUCCUGA